AUGGCGCCACGCCGGAGGAAGAGCAUCGUAAACGCCGCGGAGCUUCUAAACCUGAGGAGCAGAGGAAUCGCAGAUGCUGGGAGUUUAUACCGACGCUGUUUGAAGCUCUUUAGAGACAUCCUCCUUGAGGACAGCAGGGCUUUCGUUAAAGUAUGGAGCAAGACCUCAAAGUCAUCAAUAAUGUAUGAGAAUGGGAACAUCUACUUUGACAAUUACCAGAACUGCUACAGCUGUGUCCAUGCUGAGCCUCAUUGUUUGUACAGAUUGUCUAAGAGGUCCAAACAGGAGAAAAUUAAAGAUGCCCUGCUUUGUCAGAGUCCACUUGAAAAAACAUUACCCUCCACCUCAGAUCAUUUCCCCAGCCUCUUGACGCUCACAUCCAAUAACUGGCUCCGUCGUUUUUCAGCCGAAACGGGGAAAGAGCUGCAAAGUGUUUACCUCUCUGCACACUACAAUUUCAAAUAUCUCGGGUGGAAUGCUUCUCAAGAAACAUUUUAUAUUAAAACAUUGCAAAACAAAGAAACGCCUUUAGGAAGACAGGCAGGCAUCGCUUACAAUACAUUUGUGUAUCUGGCUGUUUUUAAUGUUUUCCCCUUACAACUUGUGGGUGUUUUCGAAAUCAACACAAAGGGGUUUGGAAGUGGCAUUACUGAUGUCGUAAUGUCUCAGGGGGUCCUCGCAGUGUCGUACAGCAACAAAAAAGUGCGACUGUACAGCUUUGAACACAUUGUCCAAAGGUACCUAAUUGAAACAUUAACUCUGGGAAAGCCAUGUUCACUUCUUGGAGGCAAAAAAGUCGGAGAUUUUCCAUUUGGCAUCCCACUUAAUAUUCACAUCACCGAUUCUCUCCCGGUACUUUUUGAGGCAAGCUCUAAUAACGGUGUCCAGAUUGGCGGCUACCCGUGGCACUUCAUUUACACUCCACCACAACGAAAUCAGAGGGGGACUCACCACAUCUGUUCACUCAAGGAUGGCACUCUGGCAACAAAUGGAAUACAGAACAUGAGCUGCUCCUGUCUUGAGAGUGACGCAAUCUUCUUCCACCCGGCCGACUCGAGGAGAAUCAUCCACAUCGGACCUACCAAAAUGAAUGUCCUAAAAAUCAUGGGUGAGGUAAACAGCCCUCUGCCAUCGAAGAUCCUACAGGAUUUCUCUCUGAUGAUCGAUCGAAACAAGACAAAUCCUUCCUCCGAAGUCACCGUCACGUCAUCGGGACGUACAGUGAAGAAGAGAUUUCAAAAGCUGGAUGAUGACCCAGGUCAAGAGACUUUCCGAUUGGUGGAGUGUGAGGACGAGCUUGACCUUCUGGCUGCAGUGGUCACUAACGGGGAGGAAGAAGAAGCAUGUGGUUACAUCCAACUGCAUGACAACCAGACAGGGACGUUGCAAAGAAAGAUUGAUCUGGCUGAAAUUUGGGAUGAGACUUUUCCGCACGUGUUGUGCUUUGACAAAGAUACAAUUGUUCACAUUGAACAAAAAAAGACCAGCUUCAGCUGCCAUGUUUACAAGCUCAGGACAGUCAGACAAUAACUGGUUCUGCAGUGGCUGAAAAGUGCUUGAACACUUUUUUUUUUCUUUCGGCUGCUCCCUUCUUCAGAGGUCACCACAGCGAACUAAGUCGUUCGAAGACAUGGCCAUUUAUUUU
Messenger RNA from Nematolebias whitei (Rio pearlfish), 1645 nucleotides. It is a transcript of the gene dcaf17, whose product is annotated as ddb1 and cul4 associated factor 17. NCBI's taxonomy places the organism in Eukaryota, Metazoa, Chordata, Actinopteri, Cyprinodontiformes, Rivulidae. The transcript is spliced from 14 exons. The coding region runs from base 1 to 1530 and encodes 509 amino acids. Gene Ontology annotation, cellular component: Cul4-RING E3 ubiquitin ligase complex. Gene Ontology annotation, biological process: protein ubiquitination. The record is from RefSeq and is a predicted model, not a curated record.